AUGGAGACCUUCCGUGGCAUCCCAAUCUCCAAGAUUCGCGAGUACUACAUGCGGGAAGGUCACAGAAACGAAAUGUUCUCCUCCAUGAUCGCCGACGUAAUUGAAAGCAACCCCGACUUCCGUUUCGAACUCGAAAGAGUACAACAGCCUGAACAACAAGAACAACGCAUCUGGGAACUUGACAGCGACGAAGAAGACCCUACCGAAGAGGAAAAAGAGAAGAAGCGUGCAAAGAACAAGAAGAAGUAUCUGCGCAAGAGGGAGAAGCAGCAAGCUGAGAAGGACAAGCGCGAGGAGUGGAAGGGUAAGGAGAAGGAUGGUGUUGAGCAGGGUCUUGCUGGUUUGGCUAUCCAGGAUACUGUUUCUACUCCUAUCGCCACCGCCGAGACUCGCGAGCUGAGCAGUGGUCAUGGCGACACCGCUGCUGCUGUUACUGGGACUCCUCUUGAACAGCCCAAACUGUCGAAGCGCCAGAAGAAGACUCUACUCAAGAAAGCCAAGCAAGCCCAGAACAAAACCUCGACCCCUGAGCUCGUUGGUUCAUCUACCACUAGCGAUUCUACUUCCAUCUCCAACGAAACCAAGUUCGGAUUCGUCAACCAUGACGACAGGAAGAAGAGAAACAAAGUUGAUGGCGGUGGUCACAAGGAGUCUGAGCAUGAAGACAACGAGAAGGAAGCUGCUACUGAGUCUGAAUUUGAGGCUGUGAUGGACACUGUCGCCAAGCGUUUCGGUCAGUGA
Aureobasidium melanogenum CBS 110374 is the source of this 741-nucleotide messenger RNA. RefSeq lists its product as uncharacterized. The coding region runs from base 1 to 741 and encodes 246 amino acids. The transcript is spliced from 2 exons. The record is from RefSeq and is a predicted model, not a curated record. NCBI's taxonomy places the organism in Eukaryota, Fungi, Ascomycota, Dothideomycetes, Dothideales, Saccotheciaceae.